Sinocyclocheilus rhinocerous is the source of this 1415-nucleotide messenger RNA. Its product is annotated as zona pellucida sperm-binding protein 3-like. Bases 36 to 1370 code for a protein of 444 amino acids. The transcript has 8 exons. The record is from RefSeq and is a predicted model, not a curated record. Gene Ontology annotation, cellular component: extracellular matrix. NCBI's taxonomy places the organism in Eukaryota, Metazoa, Chordata, Actinopteri, Cypriniformes, Cyprinidae. Gene Ontology annotation, molecular function: acrosin binding. Gene Ontology annotation, biological process: binding of sperm to zona pellucida; egg coat formation; positive regulation of acrosome reaction.
CACUAAUGCAUCAUUGAAAUGCAAGCUUAGCAACAAUGGGGUUCUGGCAAGUUGGAUUUGCGUUUCUUCUUGCUCUGGGAUUCUCUGAAGCUCUAUUGAGAUCCAGAGGAAGAAAUGAUUGGACCCCAAGCGUAUUUAUGCCUAGGGCACUAGUUCAGAAGACCGACUUCAGGAUGCCUCCAAUUGCCCAGAGAUAUGGCCUUGGUAAUCCUGCAUCUGCACCACAAGGAUUUCCUGCUCCGUUUCCUGUCCAAACACCAGCCAGGAAUGAUUUUAGAAGGCCUUCUCAAGAUCUUUUUGGUGUUCAGUCAAAAGAACUGAUGCUGGGUCCAGUGACAAAACUUGCAUGGAGUUUUCCAAACCUACCAGAAGAAUUACAGCAGCCAGACAUUCCUUUUGAGUUACGUCAUCCUGUCCCUGCCAACAGUGUAGCAGCUCAGUGUGGUGAGAAUUCAAUAUAUGUGGAGGUGAUGGAAGACUUCUUUGGGACUGGGAAGCCAUUGAGGUCAUCUGCUCUUACACUGGGAAGCUGUACUGCAACUGGGGAAGACCCUUCUGCUCAAGUGCUUAUCUUUGAGUCUGAACUGCAUGGAUGUGGCAGUAUAGUAACGGUGACUGAACAUGAGAUUGUCUAUACCUUCAAACUUCUCUACACGCCACAAGAGGCUUCAUAUGGUGUUCCUAUUGUUAGGAGCAGUAGUGCGGUGGUUGGUAUCGAGUGUCACUAUUCAAGACUGCAUAAUGUGAGCAGCGAUUCCUUGGUGCCCACUUGGAUCCCAUAUACCUCUACUAAAGUUGCAGAGGAGGUCUUUGUCUUCUCCCUCAAACUCAUGACUGAUGACUGGAGAUUCGAGAGACCUUCUAACCAAUACUUCCUGGGUGAUAUCAUAAAUCUUGAAGCAUCUGUGCAUUCAUACAGCCAUGUUCCCAUCCGUGUGUUUGUGGACAGCUGCGUGGCUACAGUAGUCCCUGAUGUCACAUCUGUCCCCAGAUACUCCUUUAUUGAGAACAAUGGGUGCCUGGUUGAUGCCAAGCUCACAGGCUCCAGGUCUCACUUUAUGCCCCGAACUCAAGGUGACAAGUUGCGGUUUCAGCUGGAAGCUUUUAGGUUCCAGCAACCAGACAGUGGACUGGUCUACAUCACAUGCAUGGUGAAGGUGGCUGUAGCAACUACUCCAAGUCCUGAACAGAAAGCUUGUUCAUUCUCUGCUAAUGGUUGGGUGUCUGCAGAUGAUUCUGACCAGGUGUGUGGCUGCUGUGACACCACCUGUAGUAUCAGAAGAGGAAGUGAUCCGCUUAAAGAUCUGUGGUGGGAAAGAACAUCUGUUGGGCCCAUCAAUGUUAAGGAAUAUGGCUAUGGCCAAAAAUAACUGGAAGUGCCAUGUGACAUCUGUUGACUUAAUAAAAAAAAAAAA